AUGGGUGUAUCACCUAUUCAAACAGGUGCCAAAGCUACGAUAGAUCGAGUAUUAACAAGAGUAAUAUCAAAUAAUGUAACAGCUAUAUUACAUAUUGGUGAUGUUAGCUAUGCUCGUGGUAUUGGUGCUCUAUGGGAUGCAUUUAUGAGUCAAAUUGAACUAACAACAUCUCGUGUUCCAUAUAUGGUUGGAAUUGGAAAUCAUGAGUAUGAUCAUAUUACAGGAGGUGAGAAAGAUCCAAGUGGAGCACCUGGACCAGGAGGAUUUCGACCAGAAUGGGGUAAUUAUGGUAAGGAUUCAGGUGGUGAAUGUGCAGUCCCAUUAGUAAAUCGUUUUCAUUCUCCAUCAAAUGGUAAUGGCCUAUUUUGGUAUAGUUUUAAUAUUGGACCAAUUCAUAUAGUUUAUUAUUCAACUGAACAUGAUUUUCUACCAACAUCUAGACAAUAUGCAUGGCUUGAACAAGAUCUUCGUUCUAUAAAUCGUUCUCGUACACCAUCUUUAUAUAAAGAAAAAUUACAAGUUUAUAUUGAACCACUUCUUUACAAAUAUCAUGUUGAUCUUAAUCUAUUUGCACAUGUACAUUCUUAUGAACGAUCAUGUCCAAUGUAUCAAAAUAAAUAUGUAGGCGAUGGUAUUACACACGUAUUAAUUGGUAUGGCUGGAUAUGAUUUAACACAUGGUACUUAUUCAGGUGAAAAAUGGAGUAUCUAUCAUGAUGACGAAUUUGGAUACACUCAUAUAUGGGCAAAUAGAACAUGUCUAAAGUUUAAUUAUUAUCAUACUAAAGAUGAUAAACUUGCUGAUCAAUUUCAAAUUAUAAAAUAA
Molecule: messenger RNA, 825 nt
Organism: Adineta steineri
Lineage: Eukaryota; Metazoa; Rotifera; Eurotatoria; Adinetida; Adinetidae
Source: the annotation of a GenBank genome assembly